Messenger RNA from Dichotomopilus funicola, 3498 nucleotides. Its product is annotated as nucleolar pre-ribosomal-associated protein 1. The transcript is spliced from 2 exons. NCBI's taxonomy places the organism in Eukaryota, Fungi, Ascomycota, Sordariomycetes, Sordariales, Chaetomiaceae. The coding region runs from base 1 to 3498 and encodes 1165 amino acids. The record is from RefSeq and is a predicted model, not a curated record. Gene Ontology annotation, biological process: maturation of 5.8S rRNA from tricistronic rRNA transcript (SSU-rRNA, 5.8S rRNA, LSU-rRNA); maturation of LSU-rRNA from tricistronic rRNA transcript (SSU-rRNA, 5.8S rRNA, LSU-rRNA). Gene Ontology annotation, cellular component: nucleolus.
AUGGGGAAACGGUUCUCUCACGCGCCUGAUGGCGCAGGCGCGUCACGUAAGAGGAUAAAGAUUGUCCAUGAAGCGCCAACUUCGGAAGAUAUUCAUGCUAGCAGGCAGUUACAGCAAUUGCUUGCUUUCAGUCAAGACCCAGUGCGGGCGCGGCACGGGCUACAAUCCUUUAAAGUCUUCCUCGACGACCUGCUCAAUCCCGAAAGCGACCAUGUCGACCGACCCAGGAUUCUCCGGGACUACCUCCAGUUUGCGCGACCUGCCGACGACGACGAAGCCUCUGCCUACCUCCCAGAUAUCAUGCAGACAUGGAGUUAUGCCGGCCAGAUCAACAAUGACAAUGUCAUGUCCGCCGUCCCCAUCGUCCUUGCCCUCCUCCUGAAGUUGCUCUCGCAGUCGCUCGAAACGGUUCCCAUCGGUCUAGGCAUAUGCAGGACCCUGCUCCAAAAACGCCAGCAGGAGUUAAUUGCUCGCAAUUUAUCGGCCGACAAGGGGAAGGCUUUUAUCAUCUCCCCAACUCUGAGGAUGCUCAAGGAGGUCGUCAGCUUUGAUGGAGGUGCCGUCGCACGACCCCUAUUUCGCGCGAGGGCCAACACGCUCAAGUCGCUGGCACGGAAUAUGGGCAUUGUUCAUAUUGGGGAGGAGGCCGAAGACCUCAAGCGGCCGUCUGCCCGUACCAAUGCGAUCCUUUUCUUUUUGGACGCCCUCAAGUUUCUUCAACCGGAAGCGAAGAAGGAGUUGUUGUGUCAGAGGGAUAUUGUUUCCGCCUUGACACGGGAUGUCAAACAGGACCCGCCAUAUCUUGUACGGACGCUUCUACAGGAGCUCCGCAGCCGCGUUCUUCUCGAUGAUAAGCUUGCACGCGAAGCCAAGUCCAACUUGCUGAACGCAUCUACGCUUACCCGUCUCUCUGCACUUUACCAAUACCGCUUAGAAGCGCGUGGAGGUGUCGAUGACGAGGCGCCUAUCGCCGACGUUGCUCACGAUUUCCUGGUCACCGCAUGCACAAACCCGGCCUGCGCUGUGUUGAGGCAGGAUUCGGGCUUUUACCCACGAGAAAUUGACACCAAUACCGCUAUUUCUCCCGCCGAGCUUGACGACUUGGGACUUGAAGCCAUCGUCUGGAUGAACAAGUUCAAGAACGAGGUGCCAGUCCGGAAUUACACCUUGUCAAACUUCUUGCCGAACCUGCGCCCCUGGUCGAGUGUAAAGCAGAGUGAGCUUAUCACUUCUAUCUUUAAGGUUGCACCAGAGUUGGUCGCCAACUAUUUCCUGACCAACAAAUCGUUUACUUUUGAGCCGAAGCUUUCGGCAACGUGGAUCGGAUACGCCGCCUUCCUCUUCAACACAGUCACUCUCCCUCUUCCCAACUUCUUCUGCCGCGGGGCAGCCUUCUCCGAGCUACCACCGCCAACCUCCAUCGUCAUUGAUAAUAUUCUCCCGCUCCCGUUGAACCAAAAGGCGCUAUCUAGGAGCCUUGCAAACAAGUCGAACAUGAUUCCGUUCUUUGCGACAAGGAUACUAGUCGUUGCGAUCGAAAAAUUGGACCACGCGAUCAAAAUGCACCAAGACCCUUCUCAUUCCAACAAGACGGUUUGGGCGGAAGCGGCACGGAGGCUUGUGGACGAAUUUUGCCAGCGCAGUCCCGGAAUCCAGGAAAUGAUCAAUUCAUAUCGCUCGAUACCUGACGGCGACAUCCUGCACCGGGAGGCAGCAAGCCGGCUCCUGCGCCUCUGCUAUGAAGUAUUGCCGCAAGUCGCCCUCAUGGCCAAGUUUGACGUAUCUCCAUUCCUUGAAAAAGCGCUUGGCCGUUUAUCGACACAAGCGUCCGACGACCCCAGAGAUUCUGCACUCGGUCUGAAGGAGCUAGAAAACCUGUUGGCCAUCGCCGGCUAUUCUCCCGGCAUGCGGUGGUUUGUGGCGUCCGAGGGCAUGUUGCUUUCUCCGUUCACGCUGCUGCUGAAAGUCUGUGUCGAUGCUCCCCGUGGGGUAUCGCUGGAGGCAAUACGAGAGAUCCUGAACUUCAUUGCGGUGGAGCAGCAGCUGGUGCCAGCUAACGAGAAACAUCCUGGUUUGCUCGUGCUGCUGGAUGCAUUGCAAAGUCUGCGGCAUUCCAAACCGGAAGCGGUUGUGAAUAUCUGGUCGUUCCUAGAUAAUUGCCUCACGCGCUGCGCCAAUACUCCAGUCAAGUACGUCGAGAAGAUGCAGGAGGCUAUUCAGGAGGCGUCCGACUUAACAGGCCAAGAUCUGUCUGGGACGAUCGCGAGCCCUAUUACUGUGGCCUUGCUGGAGCAGCUUCCGUUUGCGGCAGCGAAGGAGAAUGGAACGGUCACCGUCAAAGCGCUUGGCAUCUUCCUGCCCAAGUUCCUGGGCCUCUCCGUCAGCGCUGGAGAAAACAGAGCGCUGUUGGAGCUUAUUUUCACCAAAAUGACGACACACCUAGCAGAUAAUAAGGGUAAACUUGCCAAGGCAGGCGUCCCCAAAGGGCUCGAGUUUGAGUACAACAAACGCCCAACCGCUGCGGGAACUAAGGCGAAGCAGUCCAAGGCUGCUGCGUCAGCGGCAGCGGGCAAAGAGGACUCCCAGCCGAAACAACCGGUGAUGGAUGUCGAAGCCUUGGAAGAAACACUCCAUGUACCUGACGGCCUCGAGGCGGACAACUCAGCACUCGUCAAGUGGGCAACUAAGACUGCCGACGAGCUCGUCGACGACGGCUACCUAACAUCUCUCAUCGCCCUGCUCGUAUCCGAGCACGCCAGCAUACGCAAAGAAGCCCUUGUCAGCAUCUUAAAAGCGGCAGCCAAGAUCAAACAGUCCGAGUACGAAGAGAAAGACCAGAUCUGGCUGCUCCUUUCCGAGCUUGCCGAGACGGCCCGGGAGAACAACACCAUCAACGACACGCCGCUUCCAGGCCCGAUCGUUGCUUUCGCCACCCACGCUCUCACCGUCCUACGUGACCCGCUCUCCUCCCUCUACGGCAAAGUCAACAGCUUCCUCACCCGUGGACCCACCUGGGCUCUCGACCGGCUCCCACUCGUCGACGAGACUCUCUCUGAAGAAACCCCGACAGGCAGCGGGGGGCCGAGCAGCCGCGACAACCCUUAUUACGCCCAAAUCAACUGGCUGCUGUCAUACCUCAUCGACGCCCUGCGCACCCCUCAAGACCUCGAGCUAUUCCAUCGCAAGCGUGCUCGCGGACCGGUGCUGGAACGCAUCCUAGCGCUGGCUGCGAAUCCAUACAUGUGGCUGCCGCUGCGGAGCCAGGUGCUACGACUGGUGUAUCGGGCGACCGGCAUCGAGGGUGGUAGCACGACGUUGACGACAAGGUUUGGGAUUGUUAGCUGGUUGGAGGCGAGACAUGCGGGCUGUGAGGAUGGAGAUGGAGACGGAAAAGAGGCGGCGAUGUUGGGGGGGCUGAAAAGGAGGGUUUGGGAGACCUGUGAUCAGGAAAGGGUUAGGGUUUGGAGUAGGGGUGGGCUAGGGGGUGGGAGGGUGUAA